Magallana angulata is the source of this 1750-nucleotide messenger RNA. RefSeq lists its product as uncharacterized. The transcript has 2 exons. Lineage: Eukaryota; Metazoa; Mollusca; Bivalvia; Ostreida; Ostreidae. The record is from RefSeq and is a predicted model, not a curated record. Bases 26 to 1645 code for a protein of 539 amino acids.
UUUUAGGCAAAAAUAGACAAACAAGAUGUUCUUCGCUGCUGUAUCGGUAACACUGGUGCUACUUGGUGUUGUCUUAGGAUGUGCCUACCUUAUCAGUCUCCGAUCCGGUAAAACUCAAAUGAGCGUCGUGGAAUUAUCACAAUGCAUUAAGAUUGUCCAUCUGUUUAUGGUUGUUGUUUGUUAUUUGCUAAACAAUCGAGAACUUAUGGAUUUUUCCACUUACCAACAGGUGCAUUUAUCCCAGUGCCACAUUAAAGAAAUGACCAACGAAAUGUUUCUCGGAACUCUUCCAGCUACAGUUACCGUUUUAGCUAUUAUUAGACUCCGCGUUUGUCUUUGUAAAGGAAACGCAACCAAACUUGUAAGCAAGCGCUUUGUGGUGGUUCUAUACACCUUCGCAGUCUUGGGGUCUGUAUUUCUGUGGGCACUGCUACAAUAUCCGGAAUUUUUCGUGGAUGGGAAAAAAAUACUUGAAAUGUUACCUAAUAAAACUUUAGAAAACUCUUUUAUUUCCUUAGAUACAUGCUAUCAGCACAUCCACAAUAUUCAUUCCAGUUUGGUGUUUUAUAAAUCGGCAAACAUUUUCCUGUGUUACAUAUCACCAGUAAUAGUAGGAAUAUGUAUUUACAUAAAGAUCAUAAUACACGUUUACCAAUCAGCCAACAGAGUACAAAUGCAUUCCAUUAUGCCCAAUGCACCUACAUCUUUAUCUUUGAUACGAACCUUGCAACCAACUUUGGAAAGGAAUUCAUCCACGAGACUUAGCAAUGGAAACAGAAAUGCAUCCAACAUUCAUCGCUCGGUCCUGUGUAUUAUUGCUGGAAUCAUCGUAAGCUGGGUGCCAAUUUGUCUUGUUAAGGUGGGGUCCUUGAUAGAGAAUGAACAUGUAGCCUGUCUAUACCGGGUCGAACUUCAACUUGUGCUAGUCAUAUUUGUAACUUUUCCGUUUGAAGAAGGAAUAUUUCAGUCCGAGAAAAGAAAAAGAAUCUGUUCCCUAUUCAAAUGUUUCCUGGGCAGCAAACAUUCCCAGAACAGUUUCCAUGGGCAGGUCCGACGUGAUGUGAUAUUAAUACCAGAAUCUGAGACUGUAAUGAGUACGUUGAUAACUACUCUUCAAAAGUCCACAGAAACAGCCACAGAAGAAAUGGGAAGAAUCAAGAACGUAACUACUUCGAAGUUAUCGCAACACUCGAUGACUUCUGAAAAUUGUCAUCGGACAUCUAUUCAAAGCUUUGAUUCUUCGGUGUCCUCCAGUUUAUACUUUCGCCGCAGGGGGCUCAUGGUACCCUCUCUAAGUCUCUCAACCAAAUCAGCGUCUGAGAGUUCCUCGGUGUUCAUUAUUUCCACACCACUGUCCGUUGAUGAACACUCUCCCUACCUCUCCAGCAGUGGCAGCUUUUCGCCCUUGUUUAUCAAGGUAAAUAGAGGACUUGCAAGUGCAGAUUCCCUAAAUGUCAACGAACCAUUUAAUUGUACGCCGUACUCUAUUAGAACGUACUCUUUUGGUUCCACAUUAUCAUACGACUGCCAAAAUUCUGUUGGAUCUGCUGGAAGCACAUCUCGAACUCUAUCCAAAUGGAGAUCAUUUCAAAGAAAAAAUUCAUCAUCCAUGAAGUACAGCGUGUCAGAUCUUUCAAAAGAAUAACUAGUCAUUGUACUAGUAAUUGCAUGUUGACAUAGAAAUAAUGCAUAUAUUAACAAUGUAUUUGCAUAAACAUGAAUUAAGUAUGAAAUAAAAGAAAUUCACAUA